CAAACAUUCAACCAACUGUUUACUUUAUUUACAGUAACCCCACAAGCAGACGAAUUAAGUUACCUCCUCUUCCUCCAAACAAUGUCAGCUACACAUGCCUCUCUGGGCGCGGCAGCAGAUGAGCGCAAGGCCCGUCUAGCUAAGCUCAAGUCACUUAAGCGCAAACAACCAGGCGAUGAGAUCGUGGCCCCCGAAUCAACGCGCUCUCCCUCACCACCAGCCUCUCCCAAUGUUGCAGCACUACAUCUCUCAGGUCGAAAUUAUGACCCAGAAGUCAAAGGCCCAAAGCUUGGAUUCGAAGCGCCGCCCACACUGGCGCUUGAGAAACCCACGUUAGAGCAGCAGGCGAAAGAAGUAGAGGAAGAGAUUAGGAAGAAGGCCAAGGAGGAGGAGCAGGACGAGAAGGGCGUGGAUCUGUUUAAGCUGCAGCCGAAGAAACCAAAUUGGGAUUUGAAGAGGGAUCUCGAUAAGAAAUUAGAGGUGCUCAAUGUUAGGACAGAGAAUGCGAUUGCAAGGUUGGUCAGGGAACGUAUUGAGGGUGCACAGAAGGCAGCGAGAAUAAAAGCUGGAAAUGGAGCUGUCUCGGCGAGCGAUGGGGGAGAAGAGAUGGGUAUGGAGGGUGUCGCUCUUGUAGAGGGGGUCAAGUUACGGGAAAGAGAGGAGGAGGAGGAAGAGCGAAGAGAGAAAGAGGACGAGGAGAGGCAGUUGGAGCCUUGA
This is a messenger RNA of Amorphotheca resinae ATCC 22711, 717 nucleotides long. RefSeq lists its product as hypothetical. The coding region runs from base 82 to 717 and encodes 211 amino acids. Gene Ontology annotation, cellular component: post-mRNA release spliceosomal complex; U2-type spliceosomal complex. The transcript has a single exon. NCBI's taxonomy places the organism in Eukaryota, Fungi, Ascomycota, Leotiomycetes, Helotiales, Amorphothecaceae. The record is from RefSeq and is a predicted model, not a curated record.